UUGGAAUUUGGAAUUCUCCCUCCAAAUUAUUUGACAAACACGUCUUCUAUAAAACCAUCCUGUCUAAACUUCCUUCACGAAGCCUCAUCUCUCUCUCUCUCCCCCAUCCCUCUUUGAAGCUUUAUUCUCUCUGGCGGUUCCUAUUGAGCGUAAGAUGCCACAGGUGGAUCUGGAAACCCUAGUUUCUGCCUGCGCCGGAGGAUCCAGCGACCGUAAGAUUACCUGCGAAACCCUAGCCCACGCCGGUGACGAUCACAAGCCGGAUGAGGCGCCGGAUUUCCCGCCGGAAUCAUUCUGGCUUUCCAAGGACGCAGAGCUUGACUGGUUUGAUCGGAACGCUUUCAUCCAGCGUAAGGACUCCACUAAAGGAAACGCUCAUUCCGCGAACCUAAAUCCGAACUUGAUCCCUGGAUCGAACUCCAGUUCUCAACGAUUCUCUCACAAUUUGAAGUCUAAAGCGUCUAUCUUUACCCUACCAAAGCCGCAAAAGCCGAAUUAUGCCGAUACGAAGAACCGCAGGAACUGUAAACAAGGAAACACUCGACUGUUCCCUAAGCGAUCCGGAUCCGUCGUUAAAUCGGACUCUUCGCUAGUUGAGCCGUCUUCGCCCAAGGUUUCUUGUAUAGGAAGAGUAAGAUCCAAGAGAGAUCGAAACCGUCGGUUCAGGAAUCGGCAGAAGUCAUCUGAACGGGGGUUGAAAAAGGAAUCUGAACUGCAAUCCAGUAAGGAAAAACCGGCGGAGAGACGAAGGGAUAGAUUCUUUGCAGGUUUUCGAGCAAUUUUCCGGUCUUCUCGUAGAGACAAAAAAGCGAAAGACGGGUCACAUAGAGUAUCGCCUUCAAGAAAGGGCUCAGCGACAAAAACGACUGAUAUUAGGAGCCGAUUACCACCCGGUGAUUCCGACAUAGACUCACCGGCGAGACGGAACUCAUUGGACAGAGCGCAUGACGUUGCUGAACCGGUUGGUUUGGGCGGAAUGAAACGGUUCACGUCUGGUAGAAGAGCGGAGUCUUGGGGCACCGUAGUUGACGUGGCGUGAAGCGGGUCGUUGGAUCGUUGGGCUCACAUGCAGCAGUUUAACAGAUUUCACCCAAGCCGGUGGUAAAUUACCGUUAUCGCCCUUUUUGUUUGUUUUUUUUCCGGUCUUGUUUUGUUUCGGUUUUUUGCUCUCUUUUGACCUUCCUCUUCUAGAAUUUGAGAAUACGUCUUGUAAAUAUGUUUUGCGAUUGUAUUUGGAAGGAGCUAGGCUGUGUAUAUAUUAUUGUAUGAACCAGCACCACCUAAUAAAACAAUGUUACGACACCUGCGUUACUAGU
Messenger RNA from Tripterygium wilfordii, 1316 nucleotides. RefSeq lists its product as uncharacterized. Lineage: Eukaryota; Viridiplantae; Streptophyta; Magnoliopsida; Celastrales; Celastraceae. Bases 155 to 1039 code for a protein of 294 amino acids. The transcript has a single exon. The record is from RefSeq and is a predicted model, not a curated record.